Molecule: messenger RNA, 2678 nt
Organism: Danio aesculapii
Lineage: Eukaryota; Metazoa; Chordata; Actinopteri; Cypriniformes; Danionidae
Gene: ccdc80l2
Product: coiled-coil domain containing 80 like 2
Exons: 7
Coding region: 182-2275 (697 amino acids)
Source: RefSeq, a predicted model, not a curated record
UGCAGACCAGUUAUGAGGCUCAAGACGCGGCUCUGCAUGCCAUACGGCUCAGCCUUGCUUUGAAGCUCAAAAAUUCCAAGAGUUUCCUGUAGCAAGGUCGAACUCUAAUGUGAACCAGAAGCUGCAAAUUCUCUCUCUGCCUCCUCAGUCUGUUGGUUAGUGGACAGUGUAACAUCUCGAUAUGUCUCGUCUGUGGAUCCUACUCAUCUUGUUGAUCAACAGCCCGGUGCUUUCUGCAAAAUCAGGCAAGAAGAAACACCAGACGAAGAAUAAAAGCGAUUUUACGGUUCCCAAAGAGGAUGCUGGGGUUCGGGAAAGUCCCUCAGAGUCUGACUUCUUGGUUGAUUUUGCUGGGAAACAUCGCCUGUGGGUGAUCUCCGCACCAUCACAUAAUGACAACUACCUGCGCAUGAUGGAGAAGCAGAUCCAGGAAUCUGAAGGACUCAAUUGCCGCUUGGCAGAGAGAGACACGCUCAUCGUUACUAUUAUUCAAAACGCUCUUAUGGAAGGCAGAAUCCAACGUAUGACCUUGCAAGGAGAAGCCAACGUUGAGGCCAUGGAUUCUGAGAUGGUGAGCAAACUUCUCCAUCACAUUGAACUGGAGGACCAAACUUUCUCCAUGCUAAUUCUCAAGAAGAACAUGAGGGUCAGCGAGAGGUUUCCGUACGCCGUUCGAGUUGAAGCCAUUCUGGAGGUCAUCGAUCAUCUGCCUGUGCGAAAGCUGGAGAAGGUCGCUAGGAAGGGAUCGCCGGUCAAAUGCAAAAUCACAAAAAAGAGGAUAGUGGUGAAGAAACAGGGUUCAAGCAAGCGUAGGACGUUCAGCCCACAGAGGCAGAGGAACACCACAUCUGUCGUCUUCACGAAGAAGAUACGACUGGACAAAAAGGAAACUAUAAGAAACAAAGUACAAGACAUUUUGAGUGGAGGUUCACGAUAUGUCAUACGUAAAGAAACAAUAGGAUCGGGGAAUGGAAAACCAUCAGAUAAAGGAGGAUCUGGAUCUUCUAAAAAUGAGAAACCAAAGCUUGACAACCAGAAGAAAGCUUCAGAUGGAGACAGAAACAAAGAGCCCGUAAAAGAAGUAAAAAAUAUUUCGGAAGCAGAUAAAAAACUUGCUGGUGUAAACUCAAAAUCGGAUAGGCUCAAUGAGGAGUUCAAAGUAGAACAAACUGUUGAUCACUCAGGCUCCAAAAAGAAAGGCAAGGGAAAGGAUGGCAACAAGAAAAAGGGGAAAGGGGGGAGGAGGAAGUCACAACGAGAAGCAGAUGAUAAGGAAAAGGGAGCUCUUAAGGAAUUCAUGCAAAACCUCAAAGGGAGAAGAAGACUUCUUGUGAUUUCAUCCCCGAGUGAUGUGUCAAGUCAGCAUAUCAAACAGAGAGAUGAUAACGAGCUGCAUAGCUGUGAGUUUUCCCAAAGAAAGAUCUCGGUCCUGUCCAUCAGGGGUUCAGAAUAUAAUCCUACACUACACAUUCAACACUACCAACAAGACUCCGAGCCUCCACAAGCAUCCUUGCCAGAAAACUUCAGGAACCCGGAGUUAAUUGGCGAGAUCCGCAGAGAAUAUGGGCUAGACGCUAAAAACUUUUCAAUGGUGUUGACCGACUAUGACCUGAGGCCUAAUCUAAACAGGGUUUUCAACAAGCCAACUGCUCCUUCUGAUUUACUGGAUUACAUUGACAGCUUCCCUUCACGUCAGUCUGAGAAGGAGGAAGAGCGAAAAUCUCCAUCACCCUGCUCUAAAGCUGAAACCAAUAAUCAGGAGAACUCGCUUCUGAGGUUUAUGUCCAAACGAAGACUUCUGAUCAUCUCAGCACCCAAUCCUGAUGAUUACUCAUUCCAUCAGCAGCUUCAGGCAGUCAACGGACAGGAAUGUCCACUGGGUAUUCGUCAUUUUGCCUUGCUGAAGAUUGUUGGAACGGGGUCGACUGCUUCAGGAACAGUAGAGUUUUUUCCACUGAAUGGUAAAAGUCAGCCUGAGAAGGAGACGCUCUCGCAGGACGUGGUGGAGAGUCUGAGAAAUCAGUUAAAGAUCAAUAGGGAGUACUUUACCAUGCUGGUGGUGGGUAAAGAUGGAGAUGUAAAGGCCUGGUUCACAUCUCCAAUGUGGUUUCUGGGAAGCAUCUACGACCUCGUGGACUCUUUGGAAUUGCGUCAACAAGAGCAUAAACUGCAGCAAACUCUAGGAAUUCGUUGUGUGGAUGAAAAUGCUGGCACUUAUCAUGGCUACACAGAAGAAACAGAGGACAGCUAUUUGUACCACAGAUCGGAGGACUAAAAAUCACAAACAAAGCUACAGUUUAUCUCGAAUAUUAAAGUGACAGUUCACACAAAUAAUUCAGAUUGCUCUCCCUCGUGUGGUUUUAAACCAUUAUGGGCAUCUUUCUUCUGUUGAUCACAAAAGAAGAUAUUUUUAAAAAUGUUGGUUCAUGGUUCACAUUGACAUCUAUAGUAGGAAAAAAAAAUGCAAGUCAGGGGGUUCCAGCAUUCUUCAAAAUAACUUAUUUUGUGUUAAUAAAAACUCAAUUAAGGUUUGAACAAAUGAAGGGUGAGUAAAUGAAAACAUAACUUCUCAGAAAUGUUUUACAUGUGCUACUAUGCUUAAGUAUAGCUAAAAGAGAAUGUGUGCAAUUCUUGUUUUUUUUUUUUACAAGCUGUUCAUAUUAAAGGAUAUUUUUCUA